Fusarium odoratissimum NRRL 54006 is the source of this 1142-nucleotide messenger RNA. RefSeq lists its product as uncharacterized. The record is from RefSeq and is a predicted model, not a curated record. The coding region runs from base 66 to 1016 and encodes 316 amino acids. Lineage: Eukaryota; Fungi; Ascomycota; Sordariomycetes; Hypocreales; Nectriaceae. The transcript is spliced from 3 exons. Gene Ontology annotation, molecular function: arylformamidase activity.
AAGUCAACGCCAACGCCAACAUCAACAACCUCCUCAACUACUCUAACUUUUACCAAAAAUUGACGAUGUCAUCCAAACCAUCCUUCAAGUCCCUUCCUCUGCGAAAAGAUGGUCCACCUGGAAACGCCUGGGGUCUUUUCGGCGACAAUGACGAAUGCGGGAUGCUAAACCUCUUGACCCCAAAAAUCAUAGCAAAAGCAGCAUCAGAGAUACGUGACGGCGUUCGGGUUUCUACCGAUUGGCCCCUCAAUCGAAUGUCCCGACCUUGCUUUGGACGUGCACCUUUCAAGCAUGAGAUUACUACCAAAACCCCUCGUGCUGUAAAUGAUGAUACUUUGACAUUUAACACGCAGAGUAGUUCGCAGUGGGACGGGUUUAGACAUUAUGCUUAUCAGAAGGAGAAGCUUUGGUUCAAUGGGAAGAGCCUUGAUGAGCUUUUAUCAUCGGAUGUCAACGGCAUUCAGGCUUGGGUUGACCGAGGUGGUAUUGUCGGACGCGGAGUACUACUCGACUAUGCAUCUUGGGCAGAUAAGAACAACAUCACCUUGACUCCCUUCGAAACCAAGUCAAUUACUGUAGCAACACUAAAAGAAGUUGCCGAAAGCCAAGGAACCACAUUCCAACAAGGCGACAUUCUCUUCAUCCGCACAGGAUGGGUCCGAGCCUAUGACAAGCUCUCCGACGAUGAGUGCAAGACAUUGGCAGAUUACAAAGUCCCCCCAGCACAUGGUAUCGAGUCUUCAGAAGAUACACUCCGAUGGCUUUGGGAGCAAGACUUUGCUGCAGUUGCUGGCGACCAACCUAGUAUGGAGGCAUGGCCGUGUCAGAACACAGAUUACUUUCUGCACGAGUGGCUGUUGGCGGGUUGGGGAAUGCCAAUUGGGGAGUUGUUCGACCUGGAGGCUCUUAGUAAAGAGUGUGAGAAGCGAGGGAGAUGGUCGUUCUUCUUUUCGAGUAUGCCACUCAAGGUUCCCGGAGGCGUGGCUAGUCCACCAAAUGGUGUCGCUAUCUUCUGAUCCACUGUUUAAGCGCGUUGAUAUUGCGCUGAUUAAAGAGCAAAUACUAGCCAAAUUAUAAUGCGGUCGAUUUUGUAUUGGAGCCUAUAAUAAGUCCGUCCAGCUAUUAAUGUUCAUCCAAUCCUG